Messenger RNA from Sinocyclocheilus grahami, 1122 nucleotides. Its product is annotated as death domain-associated protein 6-like. Lineage: Eukaryota; Metazoa; Chordata; Actinopteri; Cypriniformes; Cyprinidae. Gene Ontology annotation, molecular function: transcription coactivator activity; transcription corepressor activity; nuclear androgen receptor binding. Gene Ontology annotation, cellular component: PML body; nucleus. The coding region runs from base 1 to 1107 and encodes 368 amino acids. The record is from RefSeq and is a predicted model, not a curated record. Gene Ontology annotation, biological process: negative regulation of DNA-templated transcription; nucleosome assembly; regulation of apoptotic process. The transcript has 6 exons.
AUGCAUGAUGUCAGAAAGGAAAUGAAGGAUAUAUCCCAGAUUGAACGCUACAUUAACAGUCCAGAAGCUCUUCACAAUCCGCCGGACUACACGGAUAUCCUGAAGGUGGUUCAGCGCGCCAACGAACGCUACAAACUCAUGCUCACCCGCAAUAAGAUGACACAAAUCGCUCAAGAAGCCUUCAGAGAAACGGGCAACAAACUGCAGGAGAGACGCCAGCUUGACAUGGUCUACAACUUCGGCUCCCACCUCACCGAUUCCUUCAAACCUACGUUAGAUCCUGCACUCACUGAUCCAGCACUAAAUCGCAAACUCCGCUCAAACAGAGACGUGGCUCUCAGCAGCCUGGAGGAGGUGAUCACCAAAUACUCUAAUAAACAGGAAGACAUAGAGGUAGAGGAAAUGAGGAAGAAACAAGAGAGAGACAGGCAGAAAAAAGAGUUUGUGGACCAUUGCUCCAAAUACUCUCAAGACCAUCCCGAGGUCGUGACCUACCUCCAGACCAGAUACUCUAAGGCCCUGCCGACCUUCCUGACGUCGGUGGAGUUUCGUAACACUCUGGGCCGCUGCCUCACACGAGCCCAGGCCAACACUGGCAAAACCUUCGUCUACAUUAAUGAACUCUGCACCGUUCUUAAACAGCACACAGCUCGGAAAAGGAGCUCCCUACAGUCUGUCCCCUCCCAGACAAAACCUGAGCAAAAGAGCAACGGGACAAAUUUAAAGGAGGAGGAGCAAGUUAAAGAAGAAGAGGAAAAGCAAGAGGCUGGUGAGGAAACUAAGAAAACGAAAAGGGCUUCAAGGAGACAGAUCGCAUACCUGGAAAACCUGUUGAAGGUGUAUAAUGAGGAGAUCCGGCGGCUGCAGGAGCGGGAGCUGAGUAUAGACGAUCUGGAGAAGGAGGACUCCAGUUAUAUUCAGGAGCACAAGCUCAAACGCAAGAUGAUGAAGAUCUAUGACAAACUGUGUGAGCUGAAGGGCUGCAACACACUGACGGGUCGAGUGAUCGAGCAGAAGAUUCCCUACAGUGGAACACGCUACCCAGAGAUCAACAAAAAGGUGCUUCUUUUGCUUGUGAAGUCAUGUUCCUCAAGAUUAGUUCUCUAGAUUCUCAUUACUCAG